AUGGGAAGAAAGCGCAACCAACGCAAAUCGAGCCCGUCGCAACGCUCUUUACUGCCACUCAUAACAAUGCCUCCCUUCAAGGAUGAGCAUACCUUGCUAAUUGCGCCGGGUUCGCAAAUGACCUUGGCGCAGCUCGGCCUGCCCGAAACAUUCACGCCCGCGCGAUUUCGGUUCCCAACCCGCAUGUUCCCUGCAGAAAAGAAGGGAGAAUAUGAGCCUUACCGUGUUCACGAGAGACGUCAAGAAGUCAAGGUCAACAAUGGCACGGAUGCCCCCAAGCCGGAUGUGGAGAUGAAGGACGCUGAGCCCGCCGCCGCCGAUGGUACCCCAGCCACAGAAACCACUGUCAAGACCGAUGGAAAUACCCAGGAUAAUGGCGAGUCAACCAAAACUAUCGAAGAGGUCUUCUACGAGGAGGACCUGGCUUCCGAUGAAGGGGCAAUCUAUCCGAUCGAGAACGGGCGCAUCGUCGACUGGCCCUGUUUCUUCGCCCUGCUCACUCACAUUUACAAUACGUUGAGCCCACCUUUCCACACGCCAAUUCUUCUUAUUGGUCAGCCCGUCUGGUCCGCACGCGAUCGCGAAGCAAUCACUCAAUUCGUCUUUGAGAAGUUCAAGGCACCCGCGUUUAGUCUUAUGGACUCUGCUCUUGCUGCUUGCUACGGCUACGGUGUACCCACAGCCACUAUUGUCGAUGUUGGAAAGGGCAAGGUCGAUGUCACUGCUGUGACCGACUUCGCAGUCAACGAACACGGCAGGGGAAUCGCACUGGAGGGAUGUGGUGGAGAUGCUAUGACCGAUCGUCUUGUUGAGCUGCUGGGUCCAAAGGGAUUUACCAGAGAGAUGUGUGAGCAACUCAAGAGAAGCAAUAUUACUGAGAUUCUGCCCCCAGGAACCCCACUGCCUGGGUCUUCUGCUACUGCACGCCAGGGCGCCAACCCUGCUGCUGCUGCCUCGACGGGCGGAUCAGAUGGAGAUGAGUCUGCUCCGCGCGGCCCAGGAGACGGCACUCAGACAGGAAUUGAGGGAGAUAAUGGUGACGAAGAGGAGGGUGUUCUUGAUGUCGCUGCGAUUGUCAGCGGCAACCCCACGGAAUACCUUGCCAAUGUCGAGAAGGAAAAGACCACUACCAAGAAAGGCGCAGCUGACCCCAAGGGAGCCCGUCUGCCUAACUCGAAGAAAGAGAAGGCAUCCUUCCAGUUCGAGGAGUUCGUUCAGUUGGAAGGAGAGAAGGCAGCUGCCCACGGUGCUCGGCAGUACAUUCGUCAUACUCGGGAUAUUGAAGUCAGUGUUGAGCGUUUCCUUUUGACUUCGCCGCGCUCGAAGGUCGGAAACCGCCUGACUAGUGGUAUCCUCGAUGACAUUGCGACUCAGAUUCACCACACCAUUCUUGCCGUUCCAGAUGCUACAAAACGAAGCGAGCUUUGGGACUCUUUAAUUAUCGUUGGAUGUGGAAGCAAGGUCAAGGGCUUCACACAGGCUUUGCUGGCUGUCAUCACGCAAAAGUUCAUACUUUCUCCAUCCGGCACCAUCUUCACGUCUGAGAUUCCUUCGAACUUCACCACCCCCUUCCAACCGGUGCCAACACACCGGCUCCUAUGGGUCAACCCGGCCCGAUGUACCACCCCUCGGCACCUGGAGUAA
Messenger RNA from Penicillium samsonianum, 1644 nucleotides. RefSeq lists its product as uncharacterized. Bases 1 to 1644 code for a protein of 547 amino acids. The record is from RefSeq and is a predicted model, not a curated record. The transcript has 3 exons. Lineage: Eukaryota; Fungi; Ascomycota; Eurotiomycetes; Eurotiales; Aspergillaceae.